AUAGCCAAAUACAACUGCAUUGCAUAACGUUACAGACAAGGCGUCACUCGUCACUCACACCCUCCACCCUUCUUCUCUACUGUUAUCGUUCUUCUUUGAAUUUCCCAAGGAGUCUAACCGAAGAAAGUUUUCAUUUUGCGUGACUUCUCUUGUUUUCUCCACCUUUUUCUCUCGUUCUUCUUCACUGUCAUCAUCAUCAUCAUCCUUCUGUGCUUCACUGAGAAAAGAAAAAACUCAAACUGGGUUUUCUUUUUCUACGUCUGGGCUUGUAAAUAUUUUUGUUUUACCUCCGUUUGAGUUCUGAAAGCUAGGGGGUUAGUGAGAGUACUGGAGAAUGGCCGGAGGAGGAGCUGCGCCACCGCCGAAGCAGGACGAGCUCUUGCCACACCCAGUGAAAGAACAGCUGCCCAAUGUUUCUUACUGCAUAACAAGUCCUCCUCCAUGGCCGGAGGCGAUUCUACUGGGUUUCCAGCAUUAUCUGGUCAUGCUGGGCACAACUGUUCUGAUACCCUCUUCUUUAGUUCCUCAAAUGGGAGGAGGCAAUGAAGAGAAAGCAAAAGUGAUUCAGACUCUACAGUUCGUGGCUGGAAUAAACACCUUGUUCCAGACAUUUUUUGGGACUCGUCUACCUGCGAUUAUUGGAGGAUCCUACACCUUUGUCCCUGCUACGAUUUCAAUUAUUUUAGCAGGUCGCUACAGUGACACUGUGGAUCCUAGCGAGAAAUUUGAGAAGAUAAUGAGAGCAACACAGGGUACUCUCAUUGUGGCUUCGACCGUCCAAAUUGUCCUUGGCUUCAGUGGUCUUUGGCGCAAUAUAGUGAGGUUCUUAAGUCCACUCUCUGCUGUUCCCUUGGUUGCUCUAUCAGGCUUUGGCUUGUAUGAACUCGGGUUUCCUGUGCUUGCGAAAUGCGUGGAGAUUGGGUUGCCAGAAAUCGUCAUGCUUUUAAUAUUUUCACAGUACAUUCCUCAUAUGAUAAAAGGAGACAGACCUAUAUUUGAUCGCUUCGCGGUUAUAUUCUCAGUUGCAAUUGUGUGGGUUUAUGCUCAUCUCCUCACUGUGGGUGGAGCCUAUAAAAAUGCAGCACCUAAAACUCAACUGACUUGCAGAACUGAUCGUGCUGGAAUUAUUAGUGGUUCCCCUUGGAUAAGAGUCCCAUAUCCUUUUCAAUGGGGAGCUCCUACAUUUGAUGCUGGAGAAACUUUUGCUAUGAUGGCUACUGCAUUCGUUGCUUUAGUGGAGUCGACUGGUGCUUUUAUUGCUGUGUCGAGAUAUGCAAGUGCAACUCCCAUACCACCUUCAGUUCUUAGCCGUGGUGUUGGUUGGCAGGGAGUGGGAAUUUUGUUGUCUGGGAUCUUUGGGACUGGGAAUGGAUCAUCAGUUUCUGUUGAGAAUGCUGGACUUUUGGCUCUGACACGUGUUGGUAGCCGAAGGGUGGCUCAAAUAGCAGCUGGAUUCAUGAUCUUCUUUUCAAUACUCGGAAAAUUUGGAGCUGUCUUUGCUUCAAUCCCAGCACCAAUUGUUGCAGCAUUGUACUGCCUUUUCUUUGCCUAUGUGGGUUCUGCAGGCCUCAGUUUCCUUCAGUUUUGCAACCUGAACAGCUUCAGAACCAAAUUCAUCUUAGGUUUUUCUGUUUACAUGGGCUUGUCCGUUCCUCAGUACUUCAAUGAGUAUACAGCAUUCAAAGGCUAUGGCCCUGUCCACACCCAUGCUAGAUGGUUCAAUGACAUGAUCAACGUUCCGUUCUCAUCAGAAGCAUUUGUGGCUGGUAUGCUGGCACUGUUCUUGGACGUGACACUGCACAAGAAGGACAAUCAGACCCGGAAAGACAGGGGGAUGCACUGGUGGGACAGAUUCAGAUCAUACAAGACAGAUACGAGGAGUGAGGAAUUCUACUCUCUUCCUUUCAAUCUCAACAAGUUUUUCCCAUCUGUUUGAUUCUCAAACAAAGAUUAGUUAUUAUGUAAGCCUGCUUCAAUCUCUAUCUAAUUGCGGGCCCUGCUGCAUCUGAUUCAUAUCUCAGAAAAUCCUUAAUCUUCUCAUCAGAUGUGGCAGAAUAUGCUUAUCUUCGUUUUUGCCUCUCUAUUGAUCUCCUAUGACACUGCUUUAUAAAAUCCAGUUGCAAGUUUAAAUCA
Neltuma alba is the source of this 2133-nucleotide messenger RNA. RefSeq names its product nucleobase-ascorbate transporter 6-like. Gene Ontology annotation, biological process: transmembrane transport. Lineage: Eukaryota; Viridiplantae; Streptophyta; Magnoliopsida; Fabales; Fabaceae. The transcript has 14 exons. Gene Ontology annotation, molecular function: transmembrane transporter activity. Gene Ontology annotation, cellular component: membrane. The coding region runs from base 335 to 1936 and encodes 533 amino acids. The record is from RefSeq and is a predicted model, not a curated record.